Molecule: messenger RNA, 1962 nt
Organism: Mercenaria mercenaria
Lineage: Eukaryota; Metazoa; Mollusca; Bivalvia; Venerida; Veneridae
Product: growth hormone secretagogue receptor type 1-like
Exons: 2
Coding region: 9-1127 (372 amino acids)
Biological process (GO): G protein-coupled receptor signaling pathway
Cellular component (GO): plasma membrane
Molecular function (GO): G protein-coupled receptor activity
Source: RefSeq, a predicted model, not a curated record
GUUUCAAAAUGAAUUCAACAUCGAAUGAUUCAACAUUACAUCAGGAACAGCAAAGAAUCGACAUUUUUCAACUUCACAGAAUUGCCGCCCCUGAAUUACUAAUAGUUGACAGAGUAAUCACCCCUAUAUGGUACUUCAUUGGCAUCAUUGGCAAUAUAUUAAGUGCAAAAAUAUGGCUUUCUCAAAAAAUGAGGCAGUCAAAUUCGUCUGCAAUAUACCUCGGUGCAAUUGCUGUUGUAGACCUAAUAUUCAUCUUCUUGCACGUUUGGAUGGAAUUAUUGCAAGCGUAUGGAAUAGGUUCCUUUAAUCAGCCAGUUCUUUGCGAAGUGUUUAAUGUAUUGUUUCUGUGCCCACAGUAUCUAGCACCACUUCUAAUAUUAGGCUUCACGUUUGAGAGGUUUAUAGCAAUCUGCUUCCCGUUCCUGAAGGAAAACUUCUGUUCUGUAAAAAAAGCUUUUAUUGCUGUGAAUAUUCUCACUGUAAUAUCUUUACUCAUCAGUUUGAUGCAAGCCUAUUUUUGGACAUACGAUGAACUGGGGGAUGCGUGUGAAAUAAAAGGGUAUAAGAAUACAUUUUAUACAAUAUGGACAUGGGUUUCUGAAAUGGUUAUAUUUGUCGCAGUUCCGCUGAUCGUCCUGGUCUUCAAUAUACUUGUCAUCAGAGAAAUCAAGAAAAUCAACAAGUUCCAGGCUUCAUUUGGACACGACCAGAUUCGAGGGUCUAAUCAAACAUCAACAGUCACUUUGUUGUCGGUUUCGUUCUAUCUUAUUUGUACUUUAUUACCAGCAACAAUAGUGUAUGCCAUGCAAAUGAGUAUUACAAUGGGUAAUCCAGGAACAAAACCAGCUGAUUGGUCGAAAGAUCCCACGUGGUCUACUUAUCUGAUUUAUUACCAUAUUAGAAGAAUUGUUGAGGAAAUUUGCUUGUCAAAUUACGCUUGUUAUGUAUUUAUCUACUGUAUCACAAGUGCGUAUUUCAGAGCUGAAGUGCACAAAUUAUGGUGCUUAAGAAAAGCAGGAAAAUAUCUGGAUUGCAAACAAACAUCAGAGGAAAAUAAAGUGUCUAGCACUAAUUAUUGUAUUGUAAAAGGUAAAAGUAUUGAUAAAACAGUUCCAACUGAUGUUUAGGCAAUGGCGAAGUGCGUUCAGAAAGUUCAAGCCCUGUGGCAUUUAAAUAUUGGGCUAAAAAGACAAUUUUGCAUGUUUUUAGAACGUAACUUGAAAAAUAUGUAUUCAGAGUCAAGGAAAUAUUAAGGAAAUAUUAAGGAAUUUUAUCAGUUUCUGGUAACUACAGCAGCCUUACGUAACUGAAACCGGUGAAGCGAACUAAAUUUACCAAGGUCUUAUGACGUCGAACCAUUCAGUGAGUCCUAUGACAGAUAACUCUUCAAAAACCUCUGGAAGUCAAGUACAUUUGUACUUAUAAAUCCAAAUGUAUUUUUUAAACAAUAGUCUGCCUCAAGAACAAUGGAUUUUUUACAAUGAAGCUGAACAGUGUCUUUAAGCAAAUAAAUAAAAGUGAAACCGCUGUCGUUUAUUUACAGGUAUACACGUGACUUCAUCGUGGGAAAGACAUCAUUCAUAGGGAGAAAGAAGCAUACAGACUAUAAAAUUAUAUAUCAUCGGAACUUAAGGUAUUUGUUUCAUAAAAUUCGUCGUCCAAAGCAAUAAAGUGCUAAAAUAUACAUUGUAUAAGAAAUAUCUCAGCGGUAUAAAUUCAAUGUUCUUUCUGAUGAUCACAUGAAAAGCAAAACGAGUUUUUGCUCAAUUUUAUCUGGCGUGUACCUUGUGUUUGCAAAUGCACCUAAUUCGCAUAUCAAACCACAUUUAUAUAUAUAUUAUAACAAACUUAUUCACCAGACAGAAUAGCAAUUAAAGAAAUUUUUGCCGUAAUGGUGUAUUUCUCCAGUAAAAUUAAAGUUCAGAAGUAAUUACAAUACCAGUACUUAAGCAAAUCCUUCUA